CCUCCGGCUAUAAGAGCGCCCCAACUUUUUUGUCCCGAGUCAACUUUUUCUGUCGCGUGGAAACCUGGAUACAUUUUUUGUUACUCUUCUUGUUGUUUGUUUUUCUCCUGCAAAGCGCAUUAUUCCAACGCAGCCCGAUGAGGGAAUAAACGCGGCCGUCUUGACGCGCCUCGGAAAUAAAGAGAUGCCCGAAGAAGCUGUGCAGGACGGAUCGAGCUGCCCCGGGUCUCCAGCGGACAGCGUCCCGAGCAGCAGCAGCGAAGGCGAGCUCGAGCGCCACACCAAGAAGAGCGUGCGGAAAAGACGCUCGAGCCGCAAGGACGCCGAGGACUCGGACAGCUCUGUUCCGGGGAAGAGAGGGAAGAAGUCGUACAGCGGAAGCGGGGGCAGCAGCGGCAGCCCGCCGUCUCUCGAGGAGCUUCACUCGCAGCGCGUCAUGGCCAACGUGCGCGAGCGCCAGAGGACGCAGUCCCUGAACGAGGCCUUCGCUGCGCUGCGCAAGAUCAUCCCGACGCUCCCGUCCGACAAGCUGAGCAAGAUCCAGACACUGAAGCUGGCCGCGCGCUACAUCGACUUCCUGUGCCAGGUGCUGCAGAGCGACGAGCUCGACUCCAAGGUGGCGAGCUGCAGCUACGUGGCUCACGAGCGCCUCAGCUACGCGUUCUCCGUGUGGCGCAUGGAGGGCGCGUGGUCCAUGUCGGCGUCUCACUAGCGCGCGGGACGGCUCGGGGCGCUGGACGGUGACAGUCGUCUGUGCUGACAAGGAAAACGUGCAGCGGUGUUUGAAACCAAUGCUGGAUCUUAUACCCGUCUGUCAGUAGUGCAGGAAAGACUUUUUGCGGACGCGGAAAGCAGAGCUUUAAGGACAGGAGGCCGCACACACGGUGCCCUCUGAGCCGCUUGGGCCAAAGCUAUGAAUUUUGACGCUGAAUGUGUGAAAUGUGUCACAAUGCGCACCUUUAACAGCAGAAAGAGCAAAGUGCAUCCAGGAGCUGACUCACACUUGUUUCGUUUUGGUACUGAAGUGAAUUAGGACAUGGAGCUCGAGCUUUUUAUUUAUUUAUUAUUGACACGAGUUGUCAAAUGUGUCUUCUGUGUCCAAAUGAAUCCCUAUUUUUAUUACUUUUGUAAAUAAAUGUGCAUCUCUUGAAUA
This is a messenger RNA of Neoarius graeffei (lesser salmon catfish), 1153 nucleotides long. It is a transcript of the gene twist1b, whose product is annotated as twist family bHLH transcription factor 1b. Lineage: Eukaryota; Metazoa; Chordata; Actinopteri; Siluriformes; Ariidae. Gene Ontology annotation, biological process: developmental process; regulation of transcription by RNA polymerase II. The coding region runs from base 185 to 712 and encodes 175 amino acids. The transcript has 2 exons. Gene Ontology annotation, molecular function: DNA-binding transcription factor activity, RNA polymerase II-specific; RNA polymerase II transcription regulatory region sequence-specific DNA binding; protein dimerization activity. The record is from RefSeq and is a predicted model, not a curated record.